AUGGACGAUUCGUGCGCGCGCCGCGGCCACACGUCCGUCUACGACGCGCGGCGCGAACAGCUCGUCGUCUUCGGCGGCGUGGCCUCGUACGACGCGACCGUGGGCGGAGACGGCGACGACGUGUUCGUCGCCGACGCCUCGAAGCUCCGGAUCUACGACGUCGGCGCUCAUUCGCUCUCCCUCGACGCGACGCCGGCCUCCGGCGAGGCGCCCGGGCCGCGGCGCGCGCACGUCGCGUACGCCGUGGACGACGCGAUGGUGAUCUACGGGGGCUACACGUGGCGGGUCGGGGGCGCGGACGGCGUGUCGCCCGACGACGUCUGCGCCGUGAUCCUCGAGCAGAGCACGCCCCACGUGCUCGACCUCGCGACGCGGACGUGGUCGCGGCUCGCGUCGGGCGCGCCGGACGCGAGCCGCGGCGUCCGGGGCCUGGCGUCGACCCCGGGCGCGCUCGGCGACAUGCAGUGGCGCGCGUUCCGGGGCGUCGCGCUCGCCGCCUGCGCGGCGGCGCGCGGCGCGGCGUUCGUCGUCGGCGGCGUGUCCGCGGCGCUCGGCCUCGCGGGCGGCGUCCACGCGCUCCGCGUCGACCGCGGCGGCGGCGGCGGCUGGCGCGAGCGGUGGACGAUGCUCGAGGGGGGCUUCGAGGGCACGGCCUGGACGCCGCGCUUCGGCUGCGGCGCGGCCUGCCUCGACGACCGCUUCGUCGUCGUCUUCGGCGGCACGGUCGCGGGCGAGCUCGACGGCGAGCUCGACGCGGGGCCGCGGAAUCUGGACGACGUCCUCGUCUUCGACGCGGCGGCGACGGCGCUCCCGGACGCGCCGCCCGGCCGCCGCGCGCCGCCGGGCCGCGCCGCGUGGCUCGCGUGCGACCGGGGCUCGCUCGAGCGGCCCGCGGCGCGCAACUGCGCGUCGCUGACGGCGCUGGCGUCGGUCUCGGGCGAGCGGGUCGCCGUGCUCUUCGGCGGCGGCGUCUUCGGCGAGGCGUACUUCGACGACUGCUACGUGCUGCGGCUCCUCGACGCGCCGGAGGGCGCCGAGCGGCGGCCGGUCGCGAGCCUCGCGAGUUUGGCCGAGCGGCGUCUCGCGGAGCACCUCGACGCGUCGAACGUCGCGCACCUCUUGGCUUUUGCCCACGAUCGGGGCUGCGCCGGCCUCAAGCGGUCCUGCCUCGAGUUCCUCCAGCGGAGCUACAACCCGCUCUUCCAGGACGCGGGCGGCGACUCGGAGCCGCUCCCGCUCCCGCGCGGCGACGCCGCCGCCCUCGAGGACGCGCUCCCGGGCUACGGCGCCGCGGCCGCGACGCCGUCCCUCGCUCGCGAGCUCCGCCGCGCGCUCGACGGGAUCUAA
Molecule: messenger RNA, 1347 nt
Organism: Aureococcus anophagefferens
Lineage: Eukaryota; Pelagophyceae; Pelagomonadales; Pelagomonadaceae
Exons: 1
Coding region: 1-1347 (448 amino acids)
Molecular function (GO): protein binding
Source: RefSeq, a predicted model, not a curated record